AUGAGACUGGAUGAGCCGGUAAAGUUUCGACAGUAUUCAGGCUAUUUGGACUCAACCACUGGGCGACACCAAUUUUACUGGUACAUCGAAAGUGAACUGGAUCCUGAAAACGCACCGGUAGUCCUAUGGCUAAAUGGUGGCCCUAUGUGUAGUUCCCUAUUAGGGUUGUUCACAGAGAAUGGACCCUUUAAAGCGGACAGUAAUGGUACAAAACUUACCAUGAACCAAUACUCGUGGAAUAAGGUGGCAAACGUGCUAUACAUGGAAACUCCAGCGGGUGUGGGGUUUAGUUACGAUGAGCACCCUGGUCCCCUCAUAAAUGAUAAUACCUUUACCGCGGUUGCCACUUAUUUUGCCCUGGAAAGUUUUUUCAAUAAAUUUCCCAAGCUUAGAAAAAAUCCAUUUUAUAUAACCGGUGAGAGUUAUGGUGGCGUUUAUGUGCCCAUGCUAGCCAACGAGAUAUAUGUUCAAAAAUCGACUAUAAAUCUACAAGGUAUUGCUAUUGGCAACGGCAAAUUUGAUUGGACUACAGCUGACGUUUCACAAGUACCCACAUUAUCGCAAUAUGACUUUGCCCUUGGUCAUGGCUUAAUAAGUUCACAUUAUUAUCAAAGUAAACUAGAAAGCUGUUGUAGUAAUGACCUGGCUAAAAGGUUCAGAUGCGAUUUUAUGAACCCGAUUAAUAAAACAAAAUGUGACUCGGUUAAAAAGGAGCCUGUUGCUAUCAUCAACUUAUACAACAUAUACGACAAUUGCCCACUGGAUAGAGACCCAGUGAAUAAUUCACAAUCAUUUGCCGCGUAUAACACAUACAACCCUAAUAAUAAAUUAAUUAAGCAAGCAGAAUAUACGGAAAGACCCUCGUAUUGUCCCCACUCGGGUCACAAAGAGUAUAUGAAUCGUGUGGACGUACGUAAAGCACUGCACGUACUUAAUGACGCCCCCGAGUGGUCGGAAUAUGUGGGACACCAGGGAUAUAACAUUGAGCUCCGGAACGGGAGCCAGACUUUCGUAGACUUAAUAGAAAAGUACAGAAUCGCGAAAAUACUCGUAUAUAACGGAGACUUCGAUAGUGUUUGCGAUUUCAUAACCGAUGGCCGGUUUGUCGAGGGACUGGGAUAUGAACCCACAGAUGAGUAUAGACCCUGGACAGUUGAUGGUAAGCCUGAUGGGGUGGAGGGCGGUUUUAUACAGCAUUAUGAGAAAGGUCUCAGUUUUUUGACAGUCAGAGGUGCCGGACAUGCCGUCCCUAAAGACAAACCUGAGGCCGCACUCCAUAUAUUGAAAGCGUUGGUUGGGUUCACAAAGUUGUAG
Molecule: messenger RNA, 1314 nt
Organism: Oppiella nova
Lineage: Eukaryota; Metazoa; Arthropoda; Arachnida; Sarcoptiformes; Oppiidae
Source: the annotation of a GenBank genome assembly